This is a messenger RNA of Protopolystoma xenopodis, 453 nucleotides long. The record is from the annotation of a GenBank genome assembly. NCBI's taxonomy places the organism in Eukaryota, Metazoa, Platyhelminthes, Monogenea, Polystomatidea, Polystomatidae.
UUGCAUCGUUUCAUCGCAGACGGAAAUGGCUGCAUUGAAGGUGUCCCAGAAGAAGCCAAUCCGAGGCCAUUUUCCCAACACACCAACACCUGUACCAAUUGUGCUGCGGCCAAGAUGACCGUUCAGCAUAUAACCGUUGCCUCGGCUACGAGGUUGGUUGAAAAUAGACCGUACAGAGGAGCAUACUACCUGACCGGAAGAGAAGGGAUAGCAACAAACCAUCGGGCAACAUUGGCCGUCACGUCUGGCUUGAGUAUGAUUGCUGAACUCAUUUUGCGCUGGCGAGGUCUUCUCUUCAUCGGGUUUGAGGAGAAAAUGGCCGAUCCAAGAGUCGAACCCCAUAGCACCUCGAGGUUUAGCCAUCAUUGGAUGUUUCCACAUAUUCUCGUUAUACCUGACUUGAUUUCUGGUGAAAUUCCAGCAUUUUCACAUGACAUAAAUGGUACUAUUUAG